UCAGACUUUCAAGCCGCCGAAAAUUUUAGUCCGAUCAAAGCUCCCUAUAACAUGCCGUAACAAUGAGACAUAGAAACCACACAAAUUUGCGUCUUUGCCAUUGCCAUGGUCGACUUCCCCAAAUCUCUAUCUCCGAAGCGAGUUCUGAAGCUCCUCCAAGCCGAAAAGAACCCGCACUCCGCCCUUGCUCUGCUCGACUCAGCGAGUCGCCACCCGAACUACAACCAUUCGCCCGACGUCUUCCACCACAUCCUCCGCCGCCUUCUCGACCCGAAACUUGUGGCCCACGUCGACCGGGUCGUCGAGCUGAUUCGAACCCAGAAAUGCAAGUGCCCCGAGGACGUGGUAUUGACUGUGAUCAAAGCCUAUGCGAAAAACUCAAUGCCCGAUAAAGCUUUGGCUGUGUUUCAACAAAUGGAAGAGAUUUUUGGGUGCGCGCCUGGUAUAAGGUCGUACAAUUCGCUGCUGAAUGCUUUCAUUGAGUCCAACCAGUGGGAACGAGCUGAGAAGUUUUUCGCUUAUUUUGAAACGGUGGGUUUGUCGCCGAAUUUGCAGACUUAUAAUAUUUUGAUCAAGAUUUCGUGUAAGAAGAAGCAGUUUGAGAAGGCCAAAGCGUUGCUAAGUUGGAUGUGGGAAAAGGGUUUGAAGCCUGAUGUGUUUAGUUAUGGGACUUUGAUCAACGGGCUUGCGAAAAGUGGGAACUUGUGUGAUGCUUUGGAGGUGUUUGAUGAAAUGGUUGACAGAGGGGUUAGUCCUGAUGUGAUGUGCUAUAAUAUUUUGAUUGAUGGGUUUUUCAGGAAAGGCGAUAGUGUGAAUGCUAAUGAGAUUUGGGAUAGGCUGGUAAAGGACUCAGAGGUUUAUCCUAAUGUUGUUACUUAUAAUGUUAUGAUCAAUGGUUUAUGCAAAUGUGGGAAGUUCGAUGAGAGUUUGGAGAUAUGGAAUAGGAUGAAGAAAAAUGAAAGAGGGCCUGAUUUGUUUACUUGUAGUUCUUUGAUUCAAGGUUUAUGUGAAGCAGGGAAUGUAGAUCGAGCUGAGAGAGUUUAUAAAGAGAUGGUUGGGAAAGGGGUAUCACCGGAUGUGGUUGUCUAUAAUGCAAUGCUCAAUGGGUUCUGUCGAGCUGGGAAGGUCAAAGAGUGCUUUGAGUUGUGGGAGGUGAUGGAGAAGUGCGGUUGUCAUAAUGUUGUGAGUUAUAACAUAUUCAUUAGAGGGUUGUUUGAAAACAGGAAGGUCGAAGAAGCAAUUUCUGUCUGGGAACUAAUGCAUGAGAAGGGUUGUGUUGCAGAUUCCACAACCUAUGGAGUAUUAAUCCACGGACUGUGUAAGAAUGGGUACUUGCACAAAGCUUUAUGGAUUUUAAAAGAGGCAGAAAAUACAAGAGCUGACCUGGAUGCCUUUGCUUAUUCCUCAAUGAUUAAUUGGUUAUGCAAGGAAGGGAAACUAGAUGAAGCAGCCAGGCUAGUUGGUCAGAUGGAUAAGUGUGGCUAUGAACCGAAUUCUCAUGUUUGCAAUGCAUUGAUAUAUGGGUUUAUCCGAGCCUCCAAACUUGAAGAUGCCAUUUUCUUUUUUAGGGGAAUGCGUACAAAAUUUUGCUCUCCAAAUGUUAUCUCCUACAAUACUCUCAUAAAUGGAUUAUGCAAAGCAAAAAGAUUUAGUGACGCAUAUGUGUUUGUGAGAGAAAUGCUGGAAGAAGGAUGGAAACCGGAUGUGAUCACAUAUAGCUUGUUAAUGGAUGGCCUUUGUCAAGACAGGAAGAUUGACAUGGCCCUCAACUUGUGGCAUCAAGCUCUUGUCAAGGGAUCUGAGCCUGAUGUAACUAUGCAUAACAUUAUAAUUCAUGGGCUUUGCUCUGCGGGCAAAGCUGAAGAUGCUUUGCAGCUUUAUUUUCAGAUGGGGAGUUGGAACUGUGUUCCAAAUCUUGUGACCUACAACACCUUGAUGGAGGGGUUUUACAAAAUUAGAGACUGUGAAAAGGCAUCAGAAAUUUGGGCCCGCAUUUUUAAAGACGGGCUACAACCAGAUAUCAUCUCCUAUAAUGUUACACUCAAAGGGUUUUGUUCAUGCAGCAGAAUAUCAGAUGCCAUUAGGUUUUUAGAAAAGGCUUUGCAUCUUGGAAUUCUUCCAACUUCCAUAACGUGGUACAUACUUGUUAGGGCAGUGCUCAACAAUGGGGCCACUUAGUACUCUUCUUGGGUAUAAAGUAGCAUGGAAAUAAUUCAUCCCAUGCAUUGCUUCAUCUGGUAUUGUACGAGGAGUCUCUUUUCAGAUUUUGUUUGGCAUUGGGAGACUUUAAGAUUCCAUGUGGUGACAAAAGCCACCUGUGGAACUAUGUUGCUUUGCUAGUCGGUAGAUGCUGGGAUAUCUAUUGAUAAUGAAAAUGCACAACAAAAUAUUCUUCACGCUGAACAUGCUUUUCUUUUGAAAGUGACAUAAGGUUGGAUGCCGAGUUCUUUUAUUGAUCAGGUCACUAUUUGGCAGAAGUAUGACAGUAGCGCAGCUCCUGAUGCAGGUUGGAUGCCAAGUUCUUUUAUGCAUGCUGGAUGAGACUUCAAGUCAGCAUUUGGUACAAGUGUGACUUUCACACAAUCUGUAUCAACAACCUUCCUCACCAGACUUUAAUAUGACCUGAGCAACCAAACCCACAAAAAUUGCCCCGAGAACUGCAACUUUUCUCCAAUCAGGCGUUGAAGUGAUGAAGGAGUCAACGAUUUGUAUGAGUAGCAGGCCAAUCAGUGCAACGUAAAUGUUCCUCCUGGUUUCUGAUCCUGCACUUUUUUUGAUUCCUCGAAGGCCUGCAUGCGGCUGUUUAUAUUCUCCAUAAUCUGCUAAUCACAAAUGAAUAAGAAUUGGAUUAUCAACAGAAUUGCAUAGCAAGCCCUUUUUUAAAAAAAUCUUUCAAUGCUAUUGCAUGGACUAGGAACGUAAACAGACCCUGGUACUGGCUUCAUCCAGGUCUUUGAGGGCGUCUUCUCCAAUCUUGUCAAACUCAGCGGUGGCCUCUUCUCCAAAUUUGGUAAGAUAUUCGGAUCUUUCGUCUAAGUAAUCGGUGAGACGGACUUUCUGAGCUUGAAGCAUUGCUAUCCUCACCAGCAGGUCCUGCUUGCGAGUAUCUCCUUGCGGUGGGGAAGCUUCUGACUCAGAAUCAGAAUCACUGGACUUGCUGAAGCGCAAGAUGGAAUUCUUAGCGUUGGACAGUCUUCCUGUGUGUAAAAUGUUAUGCUUGGUGGUGGUCAAAGAGGUUUGAAUGAGCUUGAGGCCAAUCAUCUUCUCUGCCUUCAGUGUUGGCUUUGAGUUUGGAUAAAGGAGAGGGAGAAAUAGAAAGAGAGAGAAGGGUAGAUAUUUUAUAUGUAACAGUUUUUAGGUCCUUCUGAGCCUCUCAUGUGGUGUUACAUUAUCCAUUAGUAUAAAUAGUUGUUUCUUACA
Prunus avium (sweet cherry) is the source of this 3420-nucleotide messenger RNA. NCBI's taxonomy places the organism in Eukaryota, Viridiplantae, Streptophyta, Magnoliopsida, Rosales, Rosaceae. The record is from RefSeq and is a predicted model, not a curated record.